AGCAGUAGCUCGGUGCCCGGCCGCGGGGGGAAUCCCCGGAGCCUGCCGCGAUGGACGCCGUCUUGGAACCCUUCCCCGCGGACAGGCUGUUCCCGGGAUCCAGCUUCCUGGACUUGGGGGAUCUGAACGAGUCGGAUUUCCUCAACAAUGCGCACUUUCCAGAGCACCUGGACCACUUCGUGGAGAACAUGGAGGACUUCUCCAAUGACCUGUUCAGCAGUUUCUUUGAUGACUCUGUGCUGGACGAGAAGCGCCCUCUACUGGACAUGGAACUGGACUCCCCUGCACCAGGCAUCCAGGCUGAGCACAGCUACUCCCUGAGUGGGGACUCAGCGCCCCAGAGCCCACUUGUGCCUAUCAAGAUGGAGGACACGACCCAAGACAUGGAACAUGGAGCUUGGGCACUCGGACACAAACUGUGCUCCAUCAUGGUGAAGCAGGAGCAGAGCCCAGAGCUGCCCGUCGACCCUCUGGCCACCUCCUCCACCAUAGCUGCCACUGCCACAAUGGCCACCACCCCUCUGCUGGGUCUCAGCCCCCUGAACAGACUGCCCAUCCCCCACCAGGCCCCAGGAGAGAUGGCUCAGCUGCCAGUGAUCAAAGCAGAGCCCCAGGAGGUGAGCCAGUUCCUCAAUGUGACACCAGAGGACCUGGUACAGAUGCCUCCAACGCCUCCGAGCAGCCACGGCAGUGACAGUGAUGGCUCCCAGAGUCCCCGAUCUCUGCCCCCCUCCAGCCCGGUCCGGCCCAUGGCCCGCUCCUCCACAGCCAUUUCCACCUCCCCACUUCUUACUGCCCCUCACAAAUUACAGGGGACAUCAGGGCCACUGUUCCUGACAGAGGAGGAGAAGCGAACUCUGAUUGCUGAAGGUUACCCCAUCCCCACCAAACUCCCUCUCACCAAAGCAGAGGAGAAGGCUCUGAAGAGGGUCCGCCGGAAAAUCAAGAACAAGAUCUCGGCCCAGGAGAGCCGCCGUAAGAAGAAGGAGUACGUGGAGUGUCUAGAAAAAAAGGUGGAGACAUUUACAUCAGAGAACAAUGAGCUGUGGAAGAAGGUGGAGACUCUGGAGAAUGCCAACAGGACCCUGCUCCAGCAGCUGCAGAAACUGCAGACACUGGUCACCAGCAAGAUCUCCAGACCUUACAAGAUGGCAGCCACCCAGACGGGGACCUGCCUUAUGGUGGCAGCCUUGUGCUUUGUUCUGGUGCUGGGAUCCCUCGUGCCCUGCCUUCCUGAGUUCUCCUCCGGAACCCAGACGGUGAAAGAGGACCCCAUCGCCUCAGAUGGCGUCUACGCUGCCAGUCAGAUGCCCUCCCGAAGCCUCCUGUUCUAUGAUGACGGGGCAGGCUCGUGGGAAGAUGGCCGCAGUGCCCUGCUUCCUGUGGACCCCCCAGAGGGCUGGGAGGUGAAGUCUGGGGGGGCAGCAGAGCCACGGGCCCAGGACCACCUGCAGCAUGACUAUCUGGACAGCACCCAUGAGACCACCAAGUACUUGAGCAAGGCCUGGCCAGAGGACACCGGUGGCAAUGGCAGAAGCCCCAACUUCUCCCACCCCAAGGAGUGGUUCCAUGACAGGGAGCUGGGCCCCAACACCACCAUCAAACUCUCCUAGGCUGUUCCGAGGCCAAGGACACAGGACGGACCCCCUGGCACCCAGAAGAGGCGUUCUCUUGCUCACUGACAUGGAUCCAGCUCGCACCCCUGCUCUGGGGCUCUCCACCCCAGAAGAAAGUGUCCCACUUCUUCCCAGCCCUUCCCGCCCAAUUUGUGGCUGGGGACCCCCCAUGUCCCCAUACAUUCAGACUGUUACCUGGAACCAACCACUCCAUUCUGUCUUCUCCCUCCCACAUCAAUCAUCCGUCCUUCUCAGAUAAACCACUCACUGGGGUGCCCUUUCCUUCUUUCUCAUACCAACCAACAGGACCACUGCUCUCACCCCCAUCCACACACACAGACAGACAGACAGACACACACACACACACACACACACACACACAAAAUGCACAAACACCCACACAAUGCACAAACAAGCACAUGAUGUCCUCCACCCCCCACUGUACAGAGACCAAGAACAGAAAUUGUUUGUAAAUAAUGAACCUUAUUUUUUAUUGUUGCCAA
This is a messenger RNA of Jaculus jaculus (lesser Egyptian jerboa), 2119 nucleotides long. It is a transcript of the gene Creb3l1, whose product is annotated as cAMP responsive element binding protein 3 like 1. NCBI's taxonomy places the organism in Eukaryota, Metazoa, Chordata, Mammalia, Rodentia, Dipodidae. The transcript is spliced from 12 exons. Gene Ontology annotation, molecular function: DNA-binding transcription factor activity, RNA polymerase II-specific; cAMP response element binding. The coding region runs from base 51 to 1613 and encodes 520 amino acids. Gene Ontology annotation, biological process: regulation of transcription by RNA polymerase II. The record is from RefSeq and is a predicted model, not a curated record.